AUGCCUUCGUUCCCUCCCCAAGCCCUCACGACUCUGGACCAUCUCAUCAUCCCUUCCUAUCUAAGCGGCGUAUCGACCUUCGAUCUGAGAGGAAGAGACAAGGCCGCAGCAUUGAGUCGCCUCGAGCUAGCGGCAGCAAGGCUCGUCACGCAUCUCCCUUUCCUCGGCGGAGAUGUAGCCCCAGCAGGCGACCGCGACGAAAAGCUCAAUGCAUACGAGCUGCGCAGCGCUGACAACGAUAGGGAUCCCUUUCUACAAGUCAAGGAACACCCGGCAUCCACGCCGCUGCUUAUCAACGGACAGCUGAACGCGGAAUUUGUACCCGGUGAAGAGGUCAUCGACUUCUCGCAGCCUUGCCCAGUCCUCCGGCUGCAGGCUAACAUCGUCGGCGAUACACUGCACCUUGUCAGCCGCUCUCACCACAUGGCACUGGACGGCAUGGGUGGUUCGGUCGUGGGCAACACGCUCUCCCAGCUCUGCCGCAACCCGGAUACACCUCCUGCUGAUCUACCUACGACUGCGGCCGAGCAGAGGCGCAUGCAGGAGCAUCUCUUGCGCAUGGCAUCCUCGUCCACCCCCGAGGCACUCCGCUGGACACCCAAACCGUUCAAUAUCGCGCCGCUCGACAUGACGGAUCCACGAAACGUCACUCUCAACCGGAAAUACAGGAUAAGCGCGGGUCGAAUCCGACGGAUCAAGAGCGCAUGCGAGGCAAUCAUCCGGGACCAUGCGCCCAGCGAGCUGCGCGACGUGCGCUUCUCCUCAAGCCUGGUCAUCGGCGCGUUGAUCGGGCUCUGCUGCUACCGCGCCCGACAGGCAGCAGGGUUGGGCGAUUGGUAUGGACCAACGCUGGACGUGGCGUACAACAUCCGCCAGCAGCUAGGCCUGCCAGCGACAUACAUGGGCAACGCAGUCGUCACGGUCGAGUGCCAGCUCGACGGCCAAUAUCUGUCAUCGAAUGCCGACAUCCUCUCCAGUCCAGAUCUCGGCAUCAGCAGCAAAGACCUCCAAGGCAUCUGCAACACCCUUCUCUCCCUCGUCCCAAAACUCCGCGAGUACAGCGCCAGCCACGUCGCCGGGAUGCUAGGCACACUGAACGCGCUACAAGACCGCUCCGCAGUGCAGUGCUCCUUCCGUGGCCUCGCAUACUCGGACACACACAAGAUGGACUUCUUCCAGGACUAUGGGCCGCUCGGCGAAGUGCAGAGCUUUGCGAUUCCGGGGAAUGAGUUUGCGGGGGUCUGCUGGCUGCUGGCGACGAGGCCCGGGGUGGAGGAUUAUGAGUUGCAGGUUGGGCUGGAGGGUGCGGCGAUGGGGGAGUUGGAGAGGGAUGCGUUGUUGAAGUGGGUGGGGGAGAUAAGGGAGGCGGGCAGCAGGCUGUAG
This is a messenger RNA of Aspergillus mulundensis, 1383 nucleotides long. RefSeq lists its product as uncharacterized. Bases 1 to 1383 code for a protein of 460 amino acids. The record is from RefSeq and is a predicted model, not a curated record. The transcript has a single exon. NCBI's taxonomy places the organism in Eukaryota, Fungi, Ascomycota, Eurotiomycetes, Eurotiales, Aspergillaceae.